Molecule: messenger RNA, 2125 nt
Organism: Humulus lupulus (European hop)
Lineage: Eukaryota; Viridiplantae; Streptophyta; Magnoliopsida; Rosales; Cannabaceae
Product: geraniol 8-hydroxylase-like
Exons: 2
Coding region: 419-2008 (529 amino acids)
Molecular function (GO): monooxygenase activity; heme binding; oxidoreductase activity, acting on paired donors, with incorporation or reduction of molecular oxygen
Source: RefSeq, a predicted model, not a curated record
UAAAUAUAUAUCCUAGAGUUAAAAAAAAUAGGAAACAAAAAAAUGUAGAAGAUUAUGAAAACAAAAAUGAGAUUGAUUACAAACACAUAUUGACUCCAAUAUAUAUAUCAACAAAAAUAGAAUAAGACAGUUGGCUGUAGUGAGGUAAUUGAUUAAAUAAGAAAAGGAAAAAAAAGGAAAUAAAAAAUUAGAUAGUUACGGAGGAUAAUGAACAGCAGUUGAGUAUUAGAUUUUGUUGGAGAAAUCAUUAAUUCUCACAACAUCAUUGGUGAACACACAGUUGUACACAAAUUCUGGACAGGGGAUCUUGAUCCCGAUUAUGUGGUUUAAAUUUAAUUGUGUGAUGUAAUAUAAUUCUAUGCUCUAUCCUAUAUAAGUAUGUAUCUACACAAGGACCAGAAAGAGGAAGACUGAUAAAAUGGAGAUCAUUUAUAUUUAUGAUUUGUACAACAUGCUGAGUUAUUUUCUGUAUUUCAUUCUCAUCAUUUGGAUAUCGAUUCAAGCCUUUAACUUAUUUUCUUUUUCAUGGGGCAAAACUACCCAACAUCACCAUCAUCUUCCUCUUCCACCAGGACCAAGAUCUUUCCCCAUAAUAGGGAACCUCUUGGAACUUGGCCACAACCCCCACAAAUCUCUAGCCAAGCUUUCCCACAUACAUGGCCCAAUCAUGAGUCUAAAACUCGGCCAAAUAACCGCAGUUGUGGUGUCUUCGGCGGACUUAGCCAAAGAAGUCCUCCAAACCCACGAUCAACUCUUCUCCAACCGAACCGUUCCAGACUCACUCCGAGCCUGCAAUCACCACCACUAUGGCCUGCCAUGGAUUCCUGUCUCUCCUAGUUGGAGAAACUUCAGAAAAAUGUGCAGCUCUUACAUGUUUUCUGCUAAGGCUCUGGAUACCAACAAGAAUUUGAGGCACCAAAAAGUACAAGAGCUUCUAAGUUACGUUGGUAAAAUGGCCGGAGCAGGCGAGGCCGUGGAUAUUAACACAGCUGGUUUUAACACAUCACUGAGCUUGUUAUCGACCACUUUUUUCUCCCUUGACUGGGCCGAUUCUAGCUCUAAUGGUGAUGACAUGGCCGGAGAGCUGAAGGAGAUCGUUUUCAAUAUCAUGGAAUCUGCGGGAAAGCCCAACUUGGCCGAUUACUUCCCGUUUCUUAGGAAGGUGGAUCCCCAAGGCAUUAGAAGGAACAUGGCUCGUCAGUUCCGGAAAAUGAUGGGGUUGUUCGACCGUAUCAUCAACAAAAGGCUGCCACUACUCAGAGAAUCGAGUGGUAAUAUUGCUACUGGUCUUAGGGACGGAAGUCAUGAUAUUUUGGAUAAUCUUCUUAACUACAUGAUGAGCGAAGAGAAUAAAGAACAUCAGCUUCUAGACAAAAUUGCAAUCGAACAUUUCUUAGUGGCUCUAUUUUCGGCAGGCACUGAUACGACUUCAUCCACCUUAGAGUGGUCAAUGACUGAACUACUUAGAAAACCAAAAAUUCUUUUGAAAGCCCAAAUGGAGCUAGACAAAGUAAUCGGAAAGGGAAACCAAAUGAAGGAAUCGGACAUAACAAGGCUCCCUUACUUACAAGCCAUAAUCAAAGAGAUCUUUCGUUUGCACCCACCAGCUCCAUUACUGAUUCCUCGCAAAGCCGAAUUAGAUGUGGAACUCUGCGGUUAUAUCGUCCCAAAGGAUGCUCAAGUGAUAGUUAAUAUAUGGGCCAUUUCAAGAGACCCCAAAAUUUGGGACAAUCCCAAUGAGUUCAUUCCGGAGAGGUUUUUAGAAUCAAAUAUUGAUGUCAAAGGUCGAAACUUUGAGCUUCUUCCCUUUGGCAGUGGCCGCCGGAUCUGCCCUGGCUUACCGUUGGCCAUGCGAAUGGUUGAUUUGAUGUUGGGUUCUCUCAUUCACUCAUUUGAUUGGAAGUUUGAAGAAGGUGUUGAAGCAGAUACUAUAAAUAUGGAAGAAAUGUUUGGCCUCACCUUACAGAAAGCUCAGCCUUUGCGAGCUUUAGCUAUGCUUAGGAUGUAGUUACUUUUGACACCAGUCCUCUUGCACAAUACAAUCUAUCAUCUAAAAAAUACUACAUAUUGACGCAAUAUUGUGUGCAGAAUGCAAUAAAAACGCCCCGGCCGAAAUGAGAAUGCA